Temnothorax curvispinosus is the source of this 2025-nucleotide messenger RNA. It is a transcript of the gene Sin1, whose product is annotated as target of rapamycin complex 2 subunit MAPKAP1. The record is from RefSeq and is a predicted model, not a curated record. Gene Ontology annotation, biological process: TORC2 signaling. The transcript has 7 exons. Gene Ontology annotation, molecular function: phosphatidylinositol-4,5-bisphosphate binding. The coding region runs from base 188 to 1576 and encodes 462 amino acids. Lineage: Eukaryota; Metazoa; Arthropoda; Insecta; Hymenoptera; Formicidae. Gene Ontology annotation, cellular component: plasma membrane; TORC2 complex; cytoplasm.
GCGCAGCCGGCGCAGCAAACUUCACGACGCUCCGUGCGACCGGUGCGACACGAUGGGCGCGGAAAUCGAUCUUUCGAUUUGUAAAAAGGUUCGAUCGGCACGAGCCAUCGAGGACGCGUUUUAUCGCGUAUGUUUACUAAUAUAACGGGUGGCGUCUAAUCAAUAAAAGGGAAAAAGGAGGAAAGAAAUGGCUCUCUACGACAAUCAACAUUGGCUUCUGUCGCACAUCAGGGACAGCUUUCUCGCGACAGACGACACAGGUAUGUGCGAUAUGGUGAUAUUGGGGGAGAAUAUUCCUAAACAGUUGAAGAAAAAUGGAACGCUGCAAUGUUAUCCUGGAAUGGAAGAAAGUGACGAUGAGGAUCUGGACGAAAUGGGAGAAUCAUAUGACAUACAAAUGGAAAUGGAAUUCAGUCACAGACAGAGAUCUAACACUGCACAAAGACUAGAGAAAAUGGACAUAGAAAGGAAAAAAGCUGCCAAAGUCAAGCAUGUCAAAUGGGAGCACAAUCCUAAUGCCGUGACGCCAACAGAUCAGUCAGAUCUGUUUCAAAGGAAAGAUUUUCGUAGGAAAACGCCAGUGAAAAAAGGACAAUCUCUUUUGUCGGAACAACUCGAAAAGUGUCCAAAUUUACCACCAAAUCCAUUCAAGGAAUAUGCCAAAUUUGAUGGCAACGCGCAGGUGAGCAUCCCUGUGAGAAGAUAUAGAAUAUUCAUGUGUAUGCUGCCGAGAGAGGACAGAAUGUAUCCACUUCAGGUGGUGGUAACAGUAACAGCGCGAGUAUUGGACUUCAUCGGGUUGAUUUGCUACAAAUAUGCAAGUGAACGUCCCGAUCAUAAUUUAAAGGAAAACAUUUCACAUUAUGGACUGUACAUCACCGAGGAUGACGGUGAGAUAGAUUCGGCCUUUCCUUGUUUGGACCCGUACGAAACUAUCUCCAAAUUCGAAUUCACUACGCUGGGCCUGAUCGAGAUGAAGCCGAGCGAUAAAGCACGACACAACACAAUCAGUUGCAUUCAGGCGAAAAAUGAGGAGGACCCGGAGAUUAAAAGUAAGGAGCAGGAGGAAGUUGCAAACGACCUGGCUAAGAUGGAGGGUCACACUACUGCGAUGGAGGCGCCGUUGUAUCAAUCGUACAGGGUAUAUAUAAUUAACAAGAUGCGAGCAAAGACUGAAAUUCAUCUCGGAAUAUCGGGCGAGAAGAUAGAGAUAGAUCCAGUGAUAACAGGCAAAGGCGCUGCUAGGUUUUGGAAUAGACAGCGAGCAGUCAGUUAUCACAUAGACAGCAUCGCCUGGUGCGAAGUGACCGAGACUAAGGGGUCGAAAACUAUAUUUACGCUGGUUUAUACCCCGCAAUCCAGUGCUCCAGAUAAUUUUCUGAGCCAAAGUCAUUCACUUCACCAAUCAGCAUCGUUCAAAAAUCACGAUUUUGAAGCGGAUUCGGUGACGGCCGAGGAGAUUGUACGGAAAAUCAAUCACAUAUUGGAGCUGCACAGCAGCCAGUCAAGAAAGGAAUAUCUCGCGCAGAAGGAGAGGAAAGCAGCGAGGAGAAAGAGCUUUCAUCUACAUAGAUGACAGCUCUAUUGGUUAUUCUGUACAAUCUUAGAUUAUUUGAAGCAUUGAAUAUUAAUAUACCACAGAACGUGAUCGUAAGAGUCGUUCUAACAUCAGAAAUAUCUUUAUACGAUCGAAUCAAUAUCUCGAAUCUCCUUGACGUGCCAGAAAUGGCGUAAAAUAGACGGUCUUCUCUAGAAACUAGACGUAUUCCAUAGAUAUAAAGUUUAAUGUUGUGUAAUACCGGUAAAUUAUUUUUUGAGUAUUUAUUACAUCUCAUCUCAAUCUCAUUGAUGUGAAUGCGCCACAAAUACGGUCGUCACACACCAAUAAGUAUCGUAUAAUCAAUCGCGUGUUGUCGUACGCAGUGUUGUCAUAUUUAAUUAAUUUAAGUGUUAUUUAUACUUUUACUAUUGAUGCUCCUACCUGUAAGUUUGUAGAAUUGAAACAAUAAACGAUACCUAAAGCUA